Messenger RNA from Arabidopsis lyrata subsp. lyrata, 1150 nucleotides. RefSeq names its product DNA-directed RNA polymerase subunit 7-like protein. The record is from RefSeq and is a predicted model, not a curated record. The coding region runs from base 333 to 935 and encodes 200 amino acids. Gene Ontology annotation, biological process: DNA-templated transcription initiation. The transcript is spliced from 4 exons. NCBI's taxonomy places the organism in Eukaryota, Viridiplantae, Streptophyta, Magnoliopsida, Brassicales, Brassicaceae. Gene Ontology annotation, molecular function: single-stranded RNA binding; single-stranded DNA binding.
UAUGCUUAUGCAGAGAAGGGAAGAGUAGAAAAGAGAACUCUUUUGCGUGUGCCUCUCUUUUACCGUACGAUUCUUCGGGCUCUAUGAGAUUUCGAAGUUUCUUCUCAAGGGUAUGGAGUUUGCAUUUUACGAUGUUGGGUUUCACUGUAAAUGAAGUUCUUUCCAAAAACAUAUGCAGAGACUUCUUUUGAGUUUUUGGAGAUCAGACAGCUACAUAUGUUUCUGUAGCUAGUUAGUGUCGGAAUCAUAGAUCAAUGCCUAUUUCUCUUGAAGAAUUGAGUGAGCUGAUCAGUAACUAAGUUCUUCUUAUAUGCAGGUGACAGAUAAACCAGAUGUUUUCAGAAGUAGAAAUGGCUCGGGAUGUGGCUAUAUGUGCCAAUCACUUGAAUGGCCAAGCGCCGCACCAUCAGAUUCUAGGCAGACUACUCAAAGAUCUAAUACACGAGAAAGCAUGCAGGGAACACGGAUUCUAUCUCGGUAUCACUGCUCUGAAAAGCAUCGGUAACAACAAGAACAACAAUGACGAGAACAAAGACAAUCACCAAGCACAUCUCCUCACAUUCCCAGUGUCCUUCACAUGCCGCACUUUCUUGCCUGCUAGAGGAGAUAUCUUGCAAGGUACUGUUAAAAAAGUGUUGUGGAACGGAGCUUUUAUCAGGUCAGGACCACUCAGAUACGCAUACCUUUCGUUCUUGAAAAUGCCGGAUUACCAUUAUGUCCACUCACCAUUGUUGGAGGACGAGAAGCCGUAUUUUCAGAAAGACGAUCUCUCAAAGAUUGCUGUUGGAGUUGUUGUGCGGUUUGGGGUGUUGGCUGUGCGGUUUAAGGAGAAGCCACACAAGAGAAGAAACGACUAUUAUGUUCUUGCGACUUUGGAACGCAACGAUUCAUUUGGUCCCAUCUCUCUUACAGGGUCGGAUGAGCCAUACAUGUAAUUUGCUGUAACCCAACCAUUACGUCAUAGUUGAAGUCUUUAGAUACUUUUUUCGUGUUUAGUACUAUCAUAUAGGUGAAAGAUGGUAUUUACUUACCAAAUCUAAUGCUUCUGCAAUACUGCAAAGAGGCUUUGAUAGAGAGACUUGUAGUUCUUGGCAGUGAUUUUUGCUUCAAACCUUAUCAUUAAGCGAAACCAAAACAGAGUUCAGUUCAA